Molecule: messenger RNA, 17149 nt
Organism: Xyrichtys novacula (pearly razorfish)
Lineage: Eukaryota; Metazoa; Chordata; Actinopteri; Labriformes; Labridae
Source: the annotation of a GenBank genome assembly
UACCGAUAAACAAAUAACUUUAAUGGGCAACAGAUGGCAACAAAAAUUCCUCAGAGCAUACAGUUUGUAAACCAUUUUCAGCUAUCCCCACCCCCGCUCGCUAAUUUCCAGUAGGUCAGAUGUCCUUGAGUCUAACUCCUCCAUAAAUCGAACUCUAAUCUCCUCAUUUCUUUUAUUUGCAUGUUAAAAAAAAAUAACAUCCAAAUCAGUGAAAACGUAAAAACACAAACCACAGUGAAAAUAAUAAUAAUACUGAUUCAAAAGGAACACAAUGCAUGUAUUCUUGGCAAUGAGUGAAAAUCUGCUGACAUGGCUUUUUUUCUUUUCUUUUUUUUUUCAAAAUAUUCAAAGAAAAAAGUGAAAGAGAAAUUCAGUUUUCCACUUUUUCUCCAGCACACAAAAAAAGAAAAACUUCAGUAAAUCAAAGUGUAGGAUCUGACUUCAUCCGUGAUAUCUGUAAUAAUCUGUGUGAGCAGCUGUGCGGAGCGGCAUCAGGAUUUCAUGCUUUUAUUCGAGCGAGCCUUCAGGACCAUCAAGUUUAAACCACGUUAAAAAUAAAUCAAAGCAGCUGUGACAUACAGUGAGAGCUCAUGGAGGCUGACUCAUGACGGUGACAUAAUUGGCAUACAUAAAGGAGGUUGUGUGUGACCGACCUUAAGGCUUUUGGUUUCUCCUCUCUCUCUUUUAUGCCAUCACAUGCAAGUUAAAAAAUAAAACUCCUAAAAACUGCCAUCUGUACGAAUAUAUUAAUGAAGAACUAUAGCAGCAGAUGUAUGACGUUAAAUCUGUUCAGCAGCUAUCUGUGCUCUUAAGCAGCUUCGUAGUGUUUUCUGCGGGUGUGAAUUCUCGCUGAUCGACGACCAAUUCUUGAGUCUAUUUGUGCAUUAGUGCUGAAUAUUCAUGUCUGUGUGCUGUACAAAGAGCAGUACACACAUAAAAGUGAGGAGCCAUUGCAGGAUAACGCUUACAUCUCGUACACAUGCUUGUAGGUUUUUUUCAAAUACUGGCAGAUCUUUUUUUUUUGUUGUUUUCUGUGACGGUUAAAUUGCAAAUGAGGCAUUUUUGAAAUCAUAAAACAGGCACCAAAAGAAAGCACGCACUGUACUCUGAGCACAAAACAAAGCAAACAUUAUUUCCUGUGAAAUGGUUUUUCCCUUAAAAACAAAAUUCUCUUUCAUGGGUGACGAUACAACAAUACACUAGACCACCACGGAUAUGGUGCAUGUAUAAUUUAGUCAUAUUCUUUUUUAUUAUCAUAGCUAUUAUUUCGGUUCUUGUGCAACUGCUACAUAAUGACUCACAUUCAAGAUAUUUUGUCACUCAGGAACAGCUAAAAUGUAUAAAAACAAACGAACAAACAAAAAUGUAUACUGUCAGAAAUAAAAUAUGGUCCAUGUUUGUGAAUCAUAACAGAAACAUUGAGCCUGAAAAGGUCACCAUUAUUAAAACUGGAUAGCAUGACAAAAAAAAAAAAAGUACUUAAAUACUGUUCAAAGAACAAAAAUAUAUCAUAAUCAUACUUCAAUGUUACAAACACCAGCUGGUAAGAUUAAGUGAUCACCGGUGAGUUUUUUAUCUUCCUUUUUUUUUCUUUCAUUAACAAAUUAAAUACACAUAUUGCAUGUCACUAUAGCAACGCCCAUUACAGGUCAAUUUUUACGAUCACCAUUUUGGUAUAGCAAAUCAAAAACCAUAACAAAAAAAUAAAUUAGAAAUUAGAAAUCAACAUUUGACAAAGCCUGUUUUUCUCAAUCAUAUGAAUACUUAACACCCACAGUAUAAGUUAAUAAAGUCAAGCUACUGUAUAUAAAUACAUCACCAGCAUGCACAAUAUUGAAUAAUCGAUAUUAUUGUUGUCAUCAUCUUACACUGAAGAAACAGUAUAGUAGGCAAGUGCAUUUAAUAAAACAAACACAGAAGUAAACCACAAACUCUGAAGCUGCUUUUAUUUAUUUUUUUGUCUUUUUUUUUUUUGUUUGUUUUGUUUAAUAUCGUUAAGUCUCUGCCUUUUAUAAUCUUCACCUCCAAAAGAAUCUAUGGUUCCAGUGACAUAACAGACUAAUCUGUGAGAUGCCAGAGAUACACUUUAGACAGAAGGUAGGGGAUCAGGUUUUUUUUUCUUCUUUUAUUAUUAUCCGACCUCAUUUUACCUCCAAUAAAAUCCAUUCUCUAUUUUUACUCUUUUUUUUUUUUUGUCGGGUGGAGAUUAAUCGGUUUAAAACUUUGUCGUCGUUUGUGUGAGAUUAAGAUCGAUCGCUCUCAGGGCCCUUUUUCUCAUUUUUAGACUACGACUGGAACCAUUGCAAACUAGUUUUUGUGAGGCAUUCCCAUUCAAGCAUUUUCUCUCUCAAGUGACUCAAAUGCAUCUCUUAUCACGCAAAAACCUAACUAAGCAGCUUAUCUUGACAGAACAAGAUCAGUUCCUAUGCCAGUGUGAGGCUGCCAUUUCAAUCCAACAACAACCACUUCAGGCUGAUUGACUGACAUUUCAGUGGUUUUGGCAAAUGUCAAAGAGAAAAUCAAGAAGACGGAGGCCCCUUUCAACUGUAUAUAUAUUUCUAUAUAUAUUUAAACUAAGAUUUAACCUCCACUCUCACCUCUCUUUUGAUUCUUUUCUUUUAACACAUGGAAAAAUAAAGAACUGCUGCUGCGGUAGUUUCAUCGGCAAAAGCGGCUGCCAAAGUCCACCGGCCCUUCAUAUAUAUUUUUUUUCGAAGUGUGGUUUUUCUUUAGUUGUUGCCCUCCCCUCCCUCGUCAUCUUGCUGGUCACUUGUCCACAGUGUCAAGUUGUCUCGGAGCAGCUGCAUGAUGAGAGUGGAGUCUUUGUAGGAGUCCUCGUUGAGGGUGUCAAGCUCGGCGAUGGCGUCGUCGAAGGCGGUCUUGGCCAGAUGACAAGCCUGCUCCGGGGCGUUCUGGAUCUCGUAGUAAAACACAGAGUAGUUGAGAGCUAAGCCCAGGCGGAUGGGGUGGGUGGGCUGCAUGUGCUCCUUGCUGAUCUCGUGGGCCUCGUUGUAGGCCUUCUCCGACGACUCCACCACCGUGGCCCUCUUCUCCCCCGUGGCCACCUCGGCCAGGUACCUGUAGUAGUCGCCCUUCAUCUUCAGGUAGAAGACUUUGCUCUCGUGCUGCGUCUCGCUGCAGUUCUUGAUCAGGAAGUUGUCCAGAAGGUUGAGCACAUCCUGGCACACGGCCUCCAGCUCCUUCUCAAUCUUCUCCCUGUAGGCACGCACCAUCUCAAUCUUCUUCUCAUUACCGUCGGCCGAGGUCUUCUGCUCAAUGCUGGAGAUCACCCUCCAGGAGGAGCGGCGAGCCCCGACUACGUUCUUGUAGGCGACAGACAGGAGGUUCCUCUCCUCGUUGGACAGGGCCUCGUUCAGCUCUGUCACCUGAAAGAAGGAGGGACAGGACUGUUUAAUCACCAACUCAAGAUCUCAAGCAUCAGCAGAUGCAUCAACAUUAUACAAAUGAGACUAUUAGGACGCUUCGUCCAAGAAAAUCUGGCAAAACUGAAGAACUGGCGAGUCUUUCGGCCAAUCAUUUUCUGGUUCCAGCUUCUCGAGAGUGAGAAUAAUCUGCUUAUCUUUGUUGUACAUCACUGCAGAAAAGGACAGCUUUUAGUUUUGGACUAUCUGAUGGGAGAAAAACAGCAAUUAUGGGAAGACAUAUUGAAAAGUGCUCCAAUAUGGCGACCAAGGGACAGAGACUGGACAGAGCCUUCUCUCUCUCUUUUCCUUGACUCCUCCUGUGAGGUUAAAGGAUGAAAUUCAGGGACCAACAAUCGGUUCUUUUAAAACUACAAUCAGCUUUUUUACCCGUUUCUAUAACCUCGAAAAGACGCAUCGACUAACGGUCAAGAAAACGACUGAUGAGUCCGUUAGAUCAACUUUUACAUAUUUCCCCAUUUCACGGUUUCCACGCCGAUCCAUUCAUUUAGUUCACCAGCCGCCAUGUGGACUGCUUAUGCUAGUUCGUGAGAGACAUAUUCAAGACGGUCUUUGGCAGCAGGAGGGAGGAGAGGUGGGGUGAAAGGAGGACCGGAGAUGGCGAAAUGUUCCCACGAGCCCUUCAGGGGCAGCUGCACUGUAAGUGAAAACCAUCACUGCACAGCGGGUUCACAUGUCCCAGUGACCUUCUCUCCGGCUCAAACUGACCUUUUUACCUGUUUAAAGCGCCACAAAGUGACAUCACCCCGAGCACGACUGUUAAAUUUAGACCCUGACGGAUCGGUUUGAUAGCUGGUUAGACGGUGUUACUAUAAAAAGACCAUUUCAGCCACAGUUAUUUGAUAGGAAAGGCAGCCUUGUGUUGGAAGAUGGUUUCUAACGGAUCAAUAACUGCACCGCGAGUGAACCUUACGCAGAAAAAGAAAGCCAUGCUCAGCUUUCACCAAACCCUUAAACUGCUUUGAAUCUGAAAAGCUCCCCUCUUGAUGUGCAGACACUUCUUAUCCUGCAGGUUUGACAUUUUCUGCUCGGUUAGAGGAGCACAAAGAUGGCGCAGGAUCACCGGCGUCGCUCUCACACUCGCUCACUCACUCACUCACAGAGCGGACGGAGAGGUGGGGGCACCUUCCUUCUGUUUGCUCAGCGCUGUGACACAGAUGUAGGGACACACAUGGAUGAAAUUUACAGUGAAACUGAGAUGAUUUCUGCUGUUUUUAGGUCAUCGCUCUGAAGUGUAAUAAUGCUUGGAAAGCUAAUACGACAAAUAUUAAUGCUUGUUGGUUUAAAACAAGCGGAAAAGUCUUUAUAAAUAACUGAAUUUUUGUGGAUUUUAGAUCUUUAAGUAGAGAUUAACGCCUUCAGGAGUUAAGGUUAUCAAUCAAUUAGGAGAUCAAUUGAUUAAUCCGUCAUUUUUUUGGCAUAACAUGAAGCUAAAGUCUCUUUUUUCAGCAUCACAAAUGUAAAAAUUCAGGUUUUGGACGUCAGAUUGGAAAAAGAUUUAAAGAUAUCCCUAUUUUGGGGGGUGGGGGCUGCAGGUUCAGGUUUAGCUCAGGUGAUAGAGCAGGCACUACAUUUACAGAGGCUGUAGUCCUCUACACUGACCGUGGAAUUAGUCCUAACUUGAUUUGGUGCAUGUCAUUACACCCCCCAAUAGUGUCAUUGUCGUUGUCAUUUCUGGCUGCAAUGGCAAGGGAUUCCCUUUGAUUAGAGAGUGAGAGUACACACCCCUGCAAAAAAGGGCCCGCUUUGGACCGCACUGACAUGGCAGAUUGUUUAAAGGGAAAGGAAUCCCUCCACACACACACACACACGCACACACACACACACACAGUAUCCCACCUCCUGCAACCAGAAACCCUCGAUGACAAACAAUCUCACUCCAUCUCCCCCCCUGAAGGAACGUAAGACUAAAUGUUCCUCUAAAGCACGCAUGACGACUUCAACCUAUAUGUGAGGUGUCACACAGGCCCGGGGUGAGACUCCCAGGGUGCUUUGGGUUCCAGUAUGAGCUGGUGUGACACAGCAGUUUUUUUUUAACCCGUUAGUGAAUCCACCUCCCUGAAUUUCUUGAGAGGGCAGAUUAGAAAAAAAAAGAGAAAAGCAGACAAAGGCUCUGUCCUCAGCAGAGGCCAAUGAGAGCUUUGAAGGCUCAUCUAGAGGAGGGCCACUCAUGUCAUCCUCAUUGCAUCAGAUGUUUUAACACAUUUUCCGGCUCCUUUUACUCAAAAUGAGUCCAAUUCGUCUGAAUACGAGGACAGAUCCGACACAGGAGCAGCACAUGCACACACCGAGAACAAGAGGAGACAAAGCCCACAAAUGUGCUCAUAUUGCUUCACUGCAAUAUGACAAAGAAUAUUCUAGAGAGAUUCUACUGCCUCCUACGUUUGUUCAGUGGAAAGAGCAGUUUAAGGCUCUGAUUUUAUGGGGGCAUCUUUCUAUGUGGCAGCCAUGCAUAAAAUAACUCAAGAAAGCAGAUUUUUAUGAUUUAUAUUCUUUAAAAUAAACGUGACAAAGAGAGGAGGGGGAGGAGGAAGGAGGGAGGGAGGAAAUAGGAGCAGUAGAUGGGCUUUUUCCGAGCAACCUCACAUGGCUCCAAGCAGCAGAAACAGCAGCAGCUUUGGUGAAAUUCAGCAUUAUGGAAGAAGGAGGAGAGGUGGGGUUGGUUUGAGAAAGAAAGGGGGACAAAAAGCAGCAAAUGUACUCUGAGCUGUGACAUUACAUGACAUCAGGCUCUCAUUGUGAGAGAUGAAGCUCAGGCCUGUGUGCGUUUCAUUGUAAUGUCUCUUCAUUGAACGAGAAAAGGCACCGCCCAAUGAGUAGACGAUUUGGACUCGACAAGGGGGAGAAAUGGCGAUAAGCUGUGGAUGGAUUGGCGACAAGACAACACAGACAUCACACAGUAUUUUCUCCUCGGUUUCGACUUGAUGUGCAGUGAUAUAAAGCCGGUGUAAGAGCAGAAUUACAGCCAACACAGCCGAGAUUGCGGGAGCGCCUUUACGCACGGAGCGCGCAGCUGGAACACAUGAUCAUCCACAUACAUGAGCAGAAAAUCUCACAUCUGAGUUUGAAUGGACUUACCGAUUUCAUAGCAGCUGCCAUAUCAUCAUAUCUCUCAGCCUGUUCAGCCAGCCUGGCUUUCUGCACCAGCUGCUCGCGAUCGACCAUUUUUUACACGAGGUUUGGUUGCUUUUUGUCGAGCUGCUCUACUUUGGGUUUUGGGGAUGAAAUGAUUGAUAUUUUUAAAUCGCAAUGCAGUGAAAUCCUACGCGAACCUAACGCUGCAGCUGUUCCCUGCUGUCUGUCUGUGCUCCGCGCAGACGGGACACCCUCUCCUCUCUCUCCUCUCUCCUCCCUCACCCCUCCUCCUCCUCUUUUUUUUUCCUCCCCCUCCUCCUCUUCCUCUUCCUCCUCCUCCCUACACUCUCCCUCGGCUGCGUCAUCACUCAGAAAGGUGGGUGUCUGUGCCAAUGAUGUAACACUCCAUACAAGGGAAGCAGAGGGGCCAGGCUUUCAGGGAAUGGGUGGAUGGAUAGGAGCAGCUGUACCAAAGGCCUUGUGGGAAAUGGAGUCCACUUGAGCCAGGGGCAUGUUCCCACUGGUGAUAGGAGGAGGGCCAAGGUGAAACAUAUUUGAUCCAGGUGGGCGCACUUCCUGUGGGGGUAAGGGGGUUGAAAUCUCAUGGAGCUGAUUCAUCUCCAAACCUGUAUUUGGGUUUACUCGCCGUCUACAGACCACAGGGGUGUUCUUAUUUUGAUUGACUGUAUAAACUCUAUGUAGUCAUAGUGAAGUCACCCAGUAGUUUUCCAAAGAGGAGAGGCAUCAUGAAGCCCAAAGAUGGAAAUGCUGACUCUACAAUACUUAUACACAUAGUUUAAAGGGAUAUUCCAGAGUAAAAUUAAUUUUAACACCGAGUUAGACACCCUGUCGAGAGAUGAAUGUUGCUGACUGCUUGUCUCUCUAGUUAUACCAACUUUAGUAAUGACCGCACGAUAGCAAUACACAGCGGUCUGAGGAGCCACACACAAACUUCAACAAAAACGCCACUCUAUAGCCACAAAUAAUGCUCAGAACAGCACCUAACUUCAUCAACAGUACAUAUAGGGUCCCAUCCAUAGUAAUAGACACCGAACAUCUUUUUGGCUUUGCCUAAUUUCUUGCGCAAAGAGACUAAACACAACUCACUUACUCUCUUCCAGCAGCCAUUUGUUUGUAGCGAGACCUCUGGCUAGUCCAUUACGGACUACAGUGGGGUGACACAGCUCAAGGAAGAACAUUUAUGAUCAUUUCUUUAUGGAAAUGCAAUCAGACCGAGACACUAAGGCAGAAGACCUACCGCGUCUGCAGUGCAAAAUGAUUAAUAUGAUGAUUAUUAAUUCAUGGAAAUGAUAAAGAAAUGAUCAUAAAUGUUCUUCCUUGAGCUGUGUCACCCCACUGAAGUCAAUGCUGGAAGAGAGUAGGUGAGUUGUGUUUAGUCUCUUUGCUAAAGAAAUUAGGCAAAGCUAAAAGGAUGUUUGGUGGCUAGUGCUGUGGCUAUGGACCUUAUAUGUACUGUUGAUAUAGUUAGGUGCUGUUCUGGGCAUUAUUUGUGGUUACAGAGUGGCGUUUUAGUUGAGCGUGUGGCUCUCUGUAUUACUAUCCUGCUGUCGUUUCUAAAGUUGGUAUAACUAGAGAAGCAAGCGGUCGGCAACAUUCAUCUCUCAAAGGGGUGUCUAACUUGGUGUUACAGUGUGUUUGACCCUUAAUUUUACGCCGGAAUAUCCCUUUAAACCUACAGUACACCCAUUUGCUUGGGUAUCAGCAGUAAUAUUAAAUGGUAAAUACCCUCACUUAGCUUGACCAGCUCACUGUACUUCUGUUACCAAACCGCUCUAACGCUCACUACAUCAUCUUUCUGCACCAACAUUUUGGCUUCAAAUUUCAACACCAAUUUAUUUCCCAAGACUCUCAGUGACACCGUCUAAUUACCAGGGGUGCUACUGUUGUAAGCUACACUUUGACUGUGAAAUCCUGUCUGCCAAGAGGCCCAGUCUCCUGAGAUAGAGGAGGCCCGAUUCACUGCUCAAAGGAAGUGUGUCAGCAAGUGUGUGAACAAAACAUGGAGAUCUUUGGUCGUCGUCUCCAGACGGAAAAAAAUGGCAAACAGUGAAACAACCAGACAACUGUGAUUAAGUUGAAAAGAACAAAUGAUCAGGGGUGGCCAUUUGUGUUCACGUACUUAUGAGGACGGGGGUUUUGGUCUUGUGAUUCAGUCAUUCAUGCUUUCAUGAGGAGUUCCUGGUACUUUUCUGACUUUCUUGUUGUGCGUGAGUAACAUUUCACUUUCACAUCCUCACUCAGUGAAGGGACCCGCAGCAUGUUGCAAAAACAGACUUUUUCCUGUCCACAGUGAAAAAUAGUCACUUUAAAUUGAAACACUACAUUGGGCAUGUGCAGGUUAGGAAUUGGCUAAGAGAUAAGAUGAGCUGCUUUAACCACAGGGGGCGCCAAAAUCAACACAAAUGGAAAGUUCCUCUCAGGAGCUGUAAACCUACAACAGUGAAGCAGGACAUUAAAACAGCAAUGGAGGGUUAGUCUGUGAUAGAAAUGUCUCUUUUUUACCAUCUGAUGAAUUUUCAGAAGAAGUAAAAUUGUGAUUUUACAGAUGCUGAAAAAUGUACUUCUCCCAUCUUUGAAUAUAUCACCACAAAGAUGCAUCAGCACCUGAUCGAAGGAUUCCCACCCUGAUUUUGAUAUGAGAGCAAAGCACCACCAAGUCAAUAUGGUAAAAUAGAAAAGCCACAAUGUCAUUUUCACCUCAACCCCUCAUAUUUUUGCCAUAUUAACCUCUUUUUUACUGUCACGUGCAGCCUAAAUAAUAAUUCUGCUGUUUUUUUUAUCCUAAGUUUUUCUUGAAAAUGGUUUUGAGCCUCAAAAAUAAAGUUGUCUUUUCCUGUCUGCAGUGAAUUUUAAAAUCAUACUUGGUCACACAGUCACAGAAGACCUUUCUCAUUAAAUUCAGUGACCUUUUAGAGGAGUGUCAAAUCAGAUUAAUUAAGGCCAAGUGUUGAAUUUUAACAGCACUGUGCAGCUGGAAAAGCUGUGUUUGGAUUGCCAGAUUGACAUUACUCACUUUCCUCCCUCCUCUCAGGAUCAUUUAUUCAACUGCAGCAAUGUUUGGGCCUGAUAUCUGGAUUAAAGAUAAGAGCCAGAUGAUUAUUGUAAACAUAAUGUCCUGAAUCGACUGAUAUCCUGGUCUGUCUUUGUUUUGUAUUCUUAUAAACAUCGCUCUGUCCCGUAAACAGUGGAAUAAUCUUUUUUUUUUCUCUCAAUCCUGAUAUAAUUAUUUCUGCAGAGUAGCUCGCCGGACGCUCAUAAACUGUAAUCUGAGAUCACAGCACUUCCUGCCCUCAAAUGUUAGAGAGCGAUGCAAAGGGCAAACUCUGGCUGAGGUUGAAUUUGUGCAGCUGUUUCUGAAAAGCGACAGAGGGCAGAAAGAGAAACAUGAAAGAGUUUGAAUCCAGCACAUUUAAAUCAUUAAAUAUCACUCUUUAUAUGUGAAAUCUUUAUUCAAAUUUGCCUCAUAAUUCUGCCCUUGAAACCUCUCUGCGUGGCUCCCUCUUGUGGACAAAAAUGGUACCGAAAGUAUCAGAGGAUGAGACUUCAUGUUCUUGUUUUUUGAAGCAAGUCAGAAUGAAGCUGAAGAAAAUAAGGGCGUAGAGACUGGGUGAAGAUAAUUCUGUACUAAGAGUAAAAUUUAGCCAAGCUCAUCUGAUAAAUACUCAAAAGACAGAAACAAGAGAAAAAACAAUUAAAGGUUAGAAAUCUAAAAUGGUACAAACAACCUCAAAUCAAUAACUAAAAACUCAUUUAAAGAAAUUCAGAAGGUAAUGAAAGAAGGAUGAAAAUAAGGACAGUAGGUAUAAUUGUGGGUAUGAUACUUGGAGCACAAAUAAACCAAACAGAAGCUCUUAAAAAACAUGAUCAUGACUGUAAUGCAUUUAUGUACGCUGUUGGUAAAUCCACAAGAGCAAGGUCACAGAGGGCUGCACAAAGCAUUCACAAUAAGAACAAAAACAAAAUAAACCAAACCAGAAAUAAACUGCAACACAAUUGCAUCAGACAGACAAAAGCUAAUUUGGAAAAAUUAAUCCUAAGCUGCUCUAAGCGUCUCUAAAAACAGCUGAUUGUCUGUGUAUCUGGAAGAGCGCCAGAGAGCCUGAGCCAGAAAUUUGUUGACACUUUUUAUUUUGAGUCCGACACGUCAAGUAGGGCCUGGUCAAGAAUCUAGCGGUGAUGUAGAGAUGUUAGUGAAAGGAAAGAGAAGUGGACUUGAGGCAGGGUAUCAGACGAGUUGUUCACAGUCCAAAUGGGUUUAGGAAGAUGCAAAGGGAAAAGUGUAAUGAUCAGGACUGACAUCUCAGGGUCCCAAAGAAGCAAAUGAGUACUUAAUUGGAUUAAGAACAAAAAAGUUUAGUUUGAAUAGUAAUUUUGAUGAUAAGAGUAAAAAAAACCUGGAGAAGUAGACCCUCAUAACUGGCUCCUCAGUUUUGUGGUUGGCACUAAUACUGUUCCUCUCAGCAAGCAAAGCCAGGGCUGGAAAAACAGGGGAGGCCACUUAUAUGAUAUCAAGAUGGUCUGGCUUAUAAAAAAUGAAUUUAUACUGGACCAUGCUUUUGAAUGACCACAAUAGUCCUCCAACUUAUGAACUUUGUGUAUUUGUUUACACUGACAUCUCACAGUAAGCAGGUCUUGUCUGUUUUCUCCUGUUACUGCUGCGUGGACGAUGCUUUUGAAUGACCAUAAUGGUAUCAUAAAAUGAGUCUUCUAAGUGGUGCAUUAGUUUAGUUUUUAGCACUGAGACCUCAGAGGAGUGUAGUGUUGUGUCAUUCAUGAAUGAUUCGUCCAAAAGAACCAAAUCUUUUAAGUGACUGUACUGAACCGAAUCACUUCGUCAAGUGAUUUGUUCAUUUCUCAUUUCGGAUGAGCUGUCAGCAGCAAAGCCCCACAGCACACAGGAUUGCUGGGUGAGCAGCUGGCAAGUGAGGGACGGCACACGCUGACGCCUGAAUCACUUGGUGAACGAAUCACUCAGUGAACUUCACUCUCUGUAAUCCUUUUUGUCUGAGGGAUACACUUUGAUGGUGACCGUUGUUUCAAUAGAUUUAGUAGAACACAGCAUUUAACAAGUAGUGAAUUAAACCCGCAGCUGAGAAAUGCGUGACUCGAUCCUAUCAUUGGGGUAAUUCGCGAGGGAACAGUGCGUGUUCAGUGUGAAUUCGUCACUGAAUGUACUGUGGGGUAAACGUUCAGUGAAUGAAUCACUUACUGAGCCCAAUUUACUGAGUAGAUAAAUAGGAUAUCAUAGGACAGUACAUUUAAAACCUCAUGAUUUCCCCCUGUAGUCCCUUCUUGUGAGUUUUUCAGACCCUGUUUCCCUCAUGUUCUCAGUGUUUUAUUCUUUAUAUCAGUUUUCAGUGUUUUCUGUUUUAUUUUGUAGUAGUUGAUCAGUUCCUAGUCUUGUUUUACUCCCUCGUUUCCCUGUGUGUGUGUGUGUGUGUGUGUGUGUGUGUGUGUGUGUGUGUGUGUGUGUGUGUGUGUGUGUGUGUGUGAAUAUGUCUUUUUUUUUUUUCGUCUGCAUUUGGGUCCUUUCCCUUUUUUUUCACCCUGGAUCGUCACGCUACUGCUCAAAAAGGCCAUUGGUUAAAAUUCAGCAGUUUUAUUGUACUUCACAUCCCGUCACAAUCACACACUGAUGACAGAGGCUGUUACGUGGAGCCCCAUCAGUUUUGACUAAUUCCAUUCACGCACCGCAGGGGUCAAGAGUCUUGCCCAAGGACACUUUGGCGCAUGAACAGCCCUGAGAUCAAACCCCCAACCCUCAGAUUGACAGAUGACUAACUGAGCCCCAGCCGCCCCUUGAGGCAAGAGUUCAUGGAGAGUCAAGAGACAAAAACAACAGCUGCCUCCUCAUCCCUGAAAGUAUCGAGAAUACUUAUUUGAGGGUAAUCUGAUUACUGAAGAAAAAAGCUAAUCUGAUUAUCUGUUAUCUUAUUACUUUGAAAAUACUCAGACAUAUUUCACAUCAUUAGUAAGUCUAGGUACGAUCUCAAAAUUAGAUAAAGCAGUUUUCUCCCAAUCAGAUUAGUUGUGUUGUUUACAAUUUUCAUUUUGCACAGCAACACUGAGGCAUCAACAUGAUUGAUCCCUCAUUUUCAGGGGGUCUGAAGACGCUAUAGUCUUUCCUUAUCGAUCAUAAGUGUAGAAGAUAUUUAAUAAUCGAAGGGAUGUCUUUUCUGGAGGUUGAGAAUUUCUCAUGAGCUUCUCAAACUCGGCUGAUCUGACAGAUUUUGGUACCCAGCUUCUGCUUCACUUUGUUUUUCUGAACCACACACAUUUCUCAAUCCUCUCUCUCUCUCGCUCUCUCUCUCACACACACAACUCCACGCACACUCAAACACACAGAGAAUUGUUAAACCGUCUCUUCCUCUGCAGAAGCAGAUUAUCACCUGCUAACCUGGCCGGAGGUCAACAGAGGAAGUGUUGACUUUCAGUGACGAGUAAAGUGGGUCAAGUCCUUGUGAAGGUGGAAAAUACUGCCUCUACACCUAAAUAUGGGUUUAUGUUUUAACAAAUUUAAAUAAGAGCUGAUGUGGUUUCAAUUCAAGAUUAUUUUAUGUUAUGUGAGAAUUAAAGUUUUUUUUUUUUUACUUUUUAACAUGAUGUAUUUGCGAAGACAAGACAUUUAAGCUUCUGCAAAAGGAGUUUGUUGAAAUGUAUUCUUACAUUUUGACUUGAAUUUUAAAGGCUUUAUUUCAGGUUGUAUUAUCUUUAGGAGGAUUAAACUUUAUAUUUUACAGUUUUGACCUUUCUCCAUAAAUUCAUAUGCCAGUUUUGAGGUCAAAAGCUGUGACUUGUUGCAAAAACCUCUAUUCCCAGGACAUUUUCAAAGUUUUUAAAAGUUUCUUGUUAAUUUUUAUUCCUCGGUUGUGACUUUUAAACUCGAGUCAGCCCCACGCUGAGGUCGUGCUAUCAUCUGACCGUGAUAAUGUACUAUAAGUUCCCCUCGAGCCCGUUUAAAACCAUUAAACUCCAAUUACGUUACAUCGCACAGCCUCACAAAGCAACAUGCAGAGCUGAACUAAUGAAUCGUUCUUCUGCCUUCAAAGAGGAUUACUGCUCCUUCUGCUUAGCUUAGUUACUUCAAAUUAGGAUAAGGGUAGGGACAGGUCUGCCGUCUACAGAAGCCAUCUGUCUGCCAAGUGGAUGGUCGAAGAGUUGGACGCUUACUGCUGCUGUCAAUGGAGACAAGUCUGAGUUUGGAUGUUUUGAUAUAUCCAGAUGAAGUGAGGAUUGCUACACCAGAAGAUAUCAGAGAAUGGGAACUUGAGACUGCGAGCCAGGUGUCCAUACCGACUGUCAGGCUCUUUGUGGCUCUUUAUCCGUACAACCCUGCUGCCAUGUCGCCCAACCAUGAGACGGCUGCUGAGGAGCUGCCGUUUGUACCAGGCCAGAUCAUCAAGGUAAAGAUAAAAUGUGAUUUAUUUUGUUUUUAAAUCUAGUUUAAAAGUUUUGUCAAAGUAAGUGACAUACAUGAUGCACUUAUAAGGCCAAAGCAUGUGGAGCUGAUACCUUAUAUGAGUUGUACUUUCUUACUUCCUUGGUUUAAAUCUGUGAAAGAACACUUCCUGAUUGUGCUCAGGGUGCUGCAGAUUUUUUCUCUAUUUCCUGCCACUGUUUCUAACCGGUUGGUUUGAUUUGCCGCCUUUCUCCUCCGACCUGCUGCGGUCUGUUAACUCCCCUGUGCAUUUGUUUGUUUGUCACACCACAGUUUCAGAGAAAAUAAAAGUAGCUGCUUCUGCAUUCUGCAGGUAUGUGGAGACAAAGACUCUGAUGGUUUCUAUCACGGGGAGUCUGGUGGGCUCUCAGGCUACGUACCGAGCAACAUGGUGGCUGAAAUCCCCGUGAAUGAUGAGUACCUGAAGUAUCUGCUCAUGCAGCAGGGGUUCCUACCAGUGGACCACACAGGUACAAACCCUCUGGGACUCUGGGCUUUAUCAGUAACACAGAGUUUAAGAUCAUAAGUGACAGGAUGGUUGGAUGAAAACGUUCAACCUGAUCAAAUCUUCAAAAUAAAAACUCACCUAAGAAGACAUGCAGCUAAUAACUGCAUCAGAAUAAAUAAUGACACAUAACAUGGAUGGACUGCAAAAUUAAAGGUGCAGUCUGCAGUAUUUAUCAGACUUGGUAGAAACAGAACAGACAAACGAGUAACAUACAGUGUGUGUUUCCUAUUCUUAGUGAGUGGCUGCUGAAAAGUUUGAUGACAAAGAAAAGGAAAAACUUGCUUAACUGUGAAUUAUACUUUUUUUUGUAUCACUAGAGAUUCUUGUUCUUGAAGGCCUCUGUUUCUUUACAGUAAGAGAGGUGAGCAGAGGAGUUAUAUUCUAGAUUCUGAUGAGUAGUUCGGGUUUAAAUAUUCUCAUUUCUACUUUUUGUUUCUUUUCAACUUAGAUCGAGUGCAAAGUUAACAUCAUAAAGGUACAUCUUAAUGAUGAUAAAAGUCAAAUUAUGAUUGAAACAAGAAUGAAACAGGAAAAUUAAACACAUAAAAUUUAUGGAAAAAAGGAAAAAAUAUUGUUGUAGAAAAUGUUGCAGCACAAAAACUCAAAAGAAGGUUUUCAAAAAAGUUUCAUCAGGGAAACGCAUGCUGACUUUAGAUUAAAAUAAUGUGACAAAAAAACAAAAUUGUCCUUUAAAUUUUGAUAAAACAGUCAAAACUGAGUCACAGUGUUUACCUUUUUCAACUUAUCUUUGGUAUGAUGCUUUCACUGACCUGUGCGAACACUGACUCUCUGUUUUAGCCUCAAAGUUGUACUUUUCCAGGAUGUUUUUAAUACUGAAUGUUGUAUUAUAGAGAAGUGAAGUGUCUAAUUUGAAUAAUCUGAAAACUACAAGCCCACGUUUGUUAAACACCAUCAUCUGUGUUAUAUUUGUCAGGAUUGUAUUUUUUUUAACCUGCCUUAUAAUUUAAAGGACCUCUGACCAUUAUAUGAACAUAUACUGGUUUAUUUUUGUCAUAUCUGCAUGAAAGGUUGGUGAUCAUGAGGGUCUGAUUUGUGUCUUUUUCUGCCUGCAGGUAUGUCUAUAACGCCAGCGUCGAGUGACAUCGUCAGUAUCCCUGAGGAUGUCAUCGUUCGACGGAUGGUGGCCUUAUUCGACUACGACCCCUGGGAGAGUUCACCCAACCUGGACAGUGAAGUAAGCACCAUACAUAUUGUAUAUUUUGCCAUUUUCCUUUUACAAUCCAGUGUGAUCUUAUGCUUUUAAAAGUGAUAUUUUUAUUCUUUUUGUCUCUUUAGGCUGAACUCGGCUUCCGUUCAGGAGAAAUCAUAUAUGUGUUGGGUGACAUGGACCAAGAUGGAUUUUACUAUGUGAGUGUCACUUUUACACCUUAAGUUCAAAAACUUCUGUUUGAUUUUUCCACUUAUCUAUACUUCAUCUUAUUUCAGGGGGAUUUGCACGGACGGCGAGGUUUGGUUCCUUCAAACUACCUGCAGCCGUUACCCUGGAAUUAGACGAAAACGCCACGUUAGGAUCUUUGCUUCAAAUGCCAAGUCUUGGACACAGUGAGAGAGCCGAACUUUUUAUAGAAAUCAAAUGUAACUUUAAAGUCUUUGUGUCAAAAUGAGUUUUUUUAAAGGGUUUUAUAUUGUAUCAUAGCUGGAUUACAGCAACAGAAGUUACUGGAGGUUCAGGAAAAAACAGCUGACUACCUUAAAAGUGCUAGUUUAUGGGUCAAAGUAAAAACAGAUUCAAAUGUCGUGUUUAUUGGAAAUUUUAAUGAAAAAAUUAGAAAUCAUUUGGUACAGAGAGUCUCAGUGGGUAUGCAUAUUAAAAAUCAAGACAAAGUGAAAUCUACCAGGAGAGAAUACCUGAGGGUGAAAGACUGAUGCAUUACUUUAGCCUUAUUAACGCAGCUUUAGUCCCAGUUCUUUGCAGACCAGCUUGUACAUAGUGUAUCCUCCUUUGCCUUAUACCCUGUUUUUAUAUUUUCUAUUGUUGCAGAUUCAUUUUUUUUUAAUCACAGAAUAUUUAGAAAGAAAGUUUUCACAGUUUUCAGUGAUUUUUAAGUCAAAAACACAGAACAGAAACUUUGUACGAAGGAAACGAUUCAUGUGGUUUUCAUGUUAGAAAUGCAAAAACUUUAAAGAUGCUAAUAAAUCUGAGUUUUUACAACACCUAAACCAGCUUUCUCUCUUGUUCUAGUUUGUGGUUUUAAUAUUUUACUUUAAACCGUGAGUUUCUUAAAGCUGAGCACAAUGCAAAGUUAACAGAAGAGAGGUUUUCACGACGGGUCUUCGAGCUUGUUGUUGAAGUCUUCUUGUUCCUCUGCCGCCAACAGUACACUCAUCCAUAAAGUAGGAAACACUACACUGUGUAGUCAAGUUUAGUAGUGCUUUCUACUUUAUGGGUGACAACACUGUACAUCAGUAGAUCCUGGUCGCUCCAACACGAAGUCUUCAAACGUCCAUCCUCAUCACUGUACAAUUUUAACUGAGAAAUAUUAAAUCAGGUACAUUCACAGUAAUAAGAACAUAAAAGACACACACUUAUACAAGUUAAUGAUACAUCUCCUCUUAAAGUUUGAACAUGAAAAACAAAAGAAAGGCACAAAGAUAUCAGCUGUCAUCAGGUCCUCACCCGUGUUUGAGCUCCAGAGAAAAGAG